Messenger RNA from Abrus precatorius (Indian licorice), 2431 nucleotides. RefSeq names its product putative pentatricopeptide repeat-containing protein At1g74400. Gene Ontology annotation, molecular function: RNA binding; protein binding. The record is from RefSeq and is a predicted model, not a curated record. Bases 1 to 2178 code for a protein of 725 amino acids. Gene Ontology annotation, biological process: RNA modification. The transcript is spliced from 7 exons. Lineage: Eukaryota; Viridiplantae; Streptophyta; Magnoliopsida; Fabales; Fabaceae.
AUGCAGGAGAUACUGAGAAACCUUGUCAGCAUGGGAAUGGUUCUUGAUAGGCAUCAAAGUAUCAAAGGAGCUGUCUCAAAUCCACACAUUGGGUGGCAACCUCCAAAUGCAUAUCAUGUAUACUGCAUUCGUCAUAUUGCCAGCAACUUUAAUCACCGAUUUAAAAAUAUCGCCUUGAAGAAAGACCUCAUAAAAUUAGAAGCUGUGAAUAAGGUGUUUAAAGGUGCUAGAAAUAUACCCAUAACUACACUGGUUAAAGCCACAUACGGACGUUUAGUUGAAUAUUUUGUAAAGCGUGGAGAAGAAGCCAUAUCUGACCUUCACAAUGGAAACAUGUUUUGUCGUAUAGUAAUGUUGCAAAUACAAAAAAAAUCAACAAGAGGCUUCAUCACACCAGUUUAUUCAAUAGAAUAUGUUGUCAAUGCAUACUCUCCACAGUGGCGCCCCCUUGGUAAUGAAUGCAACAUCCAUACAAACAGUGAAUGGAAGUUGGUGCCUGACAUUGAAAGAGCUAGAGCUAAGGGACGACCUAAGUCAACUCGUAUUAGGAAUGAAAUGGACUGGGUUGAAUCACAAACUAGACAAAGGUGUUCACGUUGUAACGAAGGAACUGUGAUGGUAUGGGGAAAAUACCAUCAGGGCGUUCUGCCAUGGCUGGAACGGACCACUCUGCUGCGUACACUUGUCGUCGUCGACGUCCCAAACCCUUUCCUUCUCUUCGUUGUUGUGGAUGAUCUACGUGUAAGUCUGGAUGUUGUGGAUUGCCACUCUGCACUGGAGGAUUUGAACAUGAAACAUGUUCUAAUAUGCGAUCAUGCUUCUUUUUUAGUGAUAGGAGAGUCUCAGACAAGUCCUUCAACUCUUCAAAGGAGUCAGAACAAGUUGUUUCAUGGCUCCAUGUCCACAUGGCAUCACAAAGCUGAUUUCCACAUUAACCUCAAACCACCAAAGCCAAACCAGACCCUUAAGAAGCACCUUGAGUGCAAUAGCCACACCAAAGUGCUGUUACUCUUCAGAUUCUUCUUAAGAAAAAGACCCACUUUCAACUCCACUGAUAGCUAUUCUCUACUCUAUGCCCUCCAAGCCUGCAAACAGAAACAUUCCUCCAUCCAAGGAAAACAAUUGCAUGCCCUCAUCAUAAAACUUGGCCACCAAACCAUUGUUCAACUUCAGACAUCUCUUUUGAAAGUGUAUGCCGAACAAGGCAACCUUAGUAAUGCACACCAAGUUUUUGAUGAAAUACCAUUCAAGAACAUCAUAUGCUGGACAUCUUUGAUUUCUGCCUAUGUUGACCAUCACAAGCACAACCAGGCUUUGCAACUGUUUAGGUUGAUGCUGAUGAACAAUGUGGAACCUGAUCAGGUCACUGUGACUGUUGCUCUCUCUGCCUGUGCUGAGACUGGGGCACUUGAAAUGGGUGAAUGGAUCCAUGCUUUUGUGCAGCAUAAACAAGGGCUGAACAGAGAUUUGUGUUUGAAUAAUGCUCUUAUAAAUAUGUAUGCUAAAUGUGGGGAUAUUGCAACUGCCAGGAAGUUGUUUGAUAGCAUGAGAAACAAAGAUGUCACGACUUGGACUUCCAUGAUUGUGGGGCACGGGCUGCAUGGGCAAGCACAUGAGGCUCUUCAACUUUUCUCAGAAAUGAAGGACAGGGAAAAUUGGAGUUCCUACGGUAAUGUCAUAACUCCAAAUGAUGUAACUUUCUUAGGAGUCUUAAUGGCUUGCAGUCAUGCAGGUCUAGUUGAGGAAGGGAAGCGCCAUUUCAGAAGUAUGAGUGAAGAUUAUGGUAUAGAGCCAAGAGAGCCUCACUUUGGGUGCAUGGUGGAUCUUUUAUGCAGAGGUGGGCAUCUGAGAGAUGCCUAUGACUUCAUUAUAGAGAUGCCAGUGCCGCCAAAUGCAGUAGUCUGGCGAAACUUGCUGGGAGCAUGCUGCCUCCAUGGCGAAUUAGAGCUAGCAGUGGAAGUUUGGCAUAAGCUGCUCAAGUUGGAUCCUAACUAUGUGGGUGAUAGUGUUUCUAUGUCUAAUAUUUAUGCAAAUAAAGGCUUGUGGAAUAAGAAGGUGAUUGUUAGGAAUCAGAUAAAACAGUCAAGGGCUCCUGGCUGCAGCUCAAUUGAGGUUGAAAGUGGGGUUAGUGAAUUUGUGACUGCAGAUGAUGAUCAUCCUUUCGUGACAGAUAAGUGAUUUCUUGGGUAUUUCAGCUGAACCACGAAAGCUUAUGGUUAUCUGCCAAGGCCUUCUAGCCUGUUAAACACGCAUCAAGGGUAGCUUAAAAAUACAAGCAAAUUCAGUAAAGCUGUUUUGUUUGUUUUCUUUUCUUCUCCCAGCCCCAAUCCAUUCUUAGUUGUAAGUAAAAACAGAAUAGAAAGCAACUUAGAGGCAUUCAACAACAAAAGGGGUACUAAGUUACUUAUAUCUCACCAACGUACCAAAUUCA